UGAGAGCAUCUGAACCGCCUCCUCUAACCGGGAGGACUGAGAGAGAGAAGAAAAACAUGGCGAACUUUCCUCUUUUCUGAAGAGCUGCUGAGUGCAUGACUUGAUCUCUGCAUCAACACGCGAUCUGAAUCUGAAGUCGCUUUAAUCGCGGAAGCCAGGCUGUUUCUCAUGGAUUCGGAGCGUGUGAAGUAUCAUGGGAUGAAAGUUUGAAACACUUGGAGACUACUAAAGUGGGACAGGAUGGAGAAACAAGGAACAAGACGCGAAAAGUUUGGUCUGUUUGGACCGCGAGCGCUGGGCAGGGCCGUGCACGCCGCCACCGCCGAUGGCCCGGGCCUCAGCAAGGCAGAGUUCAUGGAGAAGGUGCGGCAAAGCAACGAGGCCUGCCAGCUGGGAGACUUCCAGACGGCCGUGAAGCUGUACGGCGAGGCCCUGCGCGCCGACCCGCAGAACUGCAUCCUGUACAGCAACCGCUCAGCUGCCCACCUCAAACUGGGCCAGUACCAGACCGCCCUGGACGACGCCGUCAAAGCCCGCCUCCUUAAUCCUAAAUGGCCGAAGGCAUACUUCCGACAGGGUGUUGCCCUUCAGUACCUGGGGCGCCAUGCGGACGCCCUGGCCGCCUUCGCCUCAGGACUGGCGCAGGACCCCAAGAGCCUGCAGCUGCUGGUGGGAAUGGUGGAGGCCGCCAUGAAGUCCCCGCUAAGAGAAUCCCUGGAGCCGACCUACCAGCAGCUGCAGAAGAUGAAGCUGGACAAGAGUCCGUUUGUGGUGGUGUCUGUGAUUGGUCAGGAGCUGCUGACCGCGCAUCACGGCGCGUCUGUGGUGGUCCUGGAGGCGGCGCUGAAGAUCGGCACCUGCAGCCUCAAGCUUCGCGGCUCUGUUUUCUCUAGUCGCCUCAGCAGCGCUUACUGGUCAUUGGGCAACACGGAGAAGAGCACCGCCUACAUGCAACAAGACCUGGAGGUGGCCAAAACUUUAGGUGACCAGACGGGCGAAUGCCGCGCUCACGGGAACCUGGGGUCAGCCUUCUUCUCCAAGGGGAAUUACCGCGAGGCACUGAGCAACCACAGACACCAGCUCGUCCUGGCCAUGAAACUCAAGGACAGAGAGGCGGCGUCUUCAGCCCUCAGCAGCUUGGGUCACGUAUACACGGCCAUCGGCGACUAUCCCAAUGCCCUGGCCAGCCACAAGCAGUGCGUCCUGCUGGCCAAACAGUCCAAGGAUCAGCUCUCCGAGGCCCGGGAGCUGGGCAACAUGGGAGCCGUCUACAUCGCCAUGGGUGACUUCGAUAACGCCGUCCAGUGCCACGAACAGCACCUGAGCAUCGCCAAGAGCCUCGGCAACAAGCGCGAAGAGGCACGCGCCUACAGCAACCUGGGAAGUGCUUACCACUACCGCCGCAACUUUGACAAGGCCAUGUCCUACCACACGCACGUGCUGGAGCUCGCACAGGAACUCGAGGAGAAGAGCAUCGAAAUGAGGGCGUACGCGGGGCUGGGACACGCUGCCCGAUGCAUGCAGGAUCUGGAGAGAGCGAAGCAGUAUCACGAACAACAGCUCAGCAUCGCAGAAGGCCUGAAGGACCGCGCCGCCGAGGGCAGGGCUUCAUCGAACCUGGGAAUCAUUCACCAGAUGAAAGGGGACUACGAGACUGCUCUCAAGCUGCACAAGGCUCAUCUAUCCAUCGCCCAGGAGCUAAACGACUAUGCCGCCCAGGGAAGGGCAUAUGGAAACAUGGGCAAUGCUUACAAUGCCCUCGGUGCCUUCGACCAGGCCGUUCGCUACCACCGCCAAGAGCUGCAGAUUUCCAUGGAGGUUAACGAUCGCGCCUCACAAGCUUCGACACAUGGGAACCUGGCGGUGGCGUACCAGGCUCUGGGGGCGCAUGAUCGGGCCUUGCAACAUUACCAGAAUCAUCUGAAUAUUGCCCGAGAGUUGAGGGACAUCCAGAGUGAGGCUCGUGCCUUGGGCAACUUGGGUAAUUUCCACUGCUCUCGGGGAGAGUUUCCCCAAGCCGUACCCUACUAUGAACAGUACCUACGGCUUUCCCCGGACUUGCAGGAUAUGGAGAGUGAAGGUAAGGUCUGUCACAACUUGGGAUACGCACACUACUGUCUGGGAAACUUCCAGGAAGCGGUGAAGUACUACGAACAAGAUCUGGCACUUGCUAAGGACCUCCAUGACAAGUUAAGUCAAGCCAAAGCCUACUGUAAUCUGGGCCUGGCCUUCAAGGCUCUUGGCGACUACAGCAAGGCGGAGGAGUGCCAGAAGUACCUUCUUUCCUUGGCGCAGUCACUGAACAACUCGCAGGCUCGAUUCCGCGCCUUGGGCAACCUGGGAGACAUCUUCCUUUGUAAGAAGGACGUUCCCGGAGCCGUCAAGUUUUACGAGCAGCAGUUGUCCUUGGCGCACCAAGUCAAGGAUCGCAAGAUGGAGGCGAAUGCCUACGCUGCAUUGGGAGCCGCCUACCGAAUGCUACAGAAGUUUGACAAGGCCUUAGGGUACCACACCCAGGAGCUGGAGGUGUACCAGGAGCAGGGCGACAUCCCGGGAGAGUGCCAGGCUCAUGGACACCUCGCUGCCGUCUACAUGUCUCUCGGAAAGUACACCAUGGCCUUUAAAUGCUACGAGGAACAGCUUGAGCUCGGCCAGCGACUGAAGGACCCCAGCAUUGAAGCCCAGGUUUACGGUAACAUGGGUAUUACGAAAAUGAACAUGGGAGUAAUGGAGGAGGCCAUUGGCUAUUUUGAGCAACAGUUGGCGAUGUUGCAGCAGCUCAGUGGCAACGAGGCCGUGCUGGACCGUGGUCGUGCUUAUGGGAACUUGGGAGACUGCUAUGAUUCGCUGGGAGAUUUUGAAGAGGCAAUUAAGUACUAUGACCAGUAUCUCUCUGUGGCACAGAGCACACAGGUAAGAAUUCAAAACCAUUUUUGUGUUAUUUCUCAUUUUACACUGGCCCCAAAGGCGAUGGGGAAUCUUCAGCAGUCUCUGGUGUGUUUUGAGAAGAGGUUGGUGGUGGCGCAUGAGCUGGGCGAGUGUGGGGGGAAAGCUCAGGCGUACGGAGAACUGGGCAGCUUGCACAGCCAGCUGGGUAACUACGAGCAGGCCAUCUCCUGCCUGGAGCGGCAGCUCGCCAUCGCCCGCGACACCCAAGAUCGACUGCUGGAGGGCCACGCCAGCUGCGGCCUGGGGGCUGUGUACCAGCUGAUGGGCGAACACGACACAGCCCUUCAGUUUCACCAGCUGGACCUCCAGAUCGCAGAGGAGACGGGCAGCAGCAGCUGUCAGGGACGAGCCUACGGAAACCUGGGACUCACUUACGAGUCGCUGGGUAAUUUCGAGCGUGCCGUGGUGUAUCAGGAGCAGCACCUGAGCAUCGCGGCACAGACCAAUGACCUGGUGGCCAAAACUCUGGCCUACAGCAGCCUAGGACGAACACACCACGCUCUGCAGAACUACUCGCAGUCCGUCAUGUACCUGCAGGAAGGUCUGCGUCUAGCGGAGCAGCUGGGCCGUCGGGAGGAUGAGGCCAAGAUCCGACACCGUCUGGGGCUCUCGCUGUGGGCCAGCGGCAAUCUGGAGGAAUCCCAGCACCAGCUGUACCGUGCGUCGGCUCUGUUCGAGACCAUUCGUCAUGAAGCGCAGCACAGCACCGACUACAAGCUCUCCCUGUUCGACCUGCAGACCUCCUCGUACCAGGCUCUCCAGAGGGUCCUUGUCAGCCUCGGUCACCAUGAUGAAGCUCUGGCCGUGGCGGAGCGUGGACGCACUCGGGCCUUUGCUGACCUGCUGGUGGAGAGACAGACGGGCCAGCAGGACUCUGACCCUUACACGCCCGUGACGGUGGAGCACAUCCUGGACACUGUGAACGGGCAGCGGGCGCUGGUGCUCUACUUCUCUCUGGCGGCAGGAUACCUGUACAGCUGGCUCCUGGCCCCCGGCUCCGGUAUCCUGAAGUUUCAUGAGGUGUAUCUGGGCGAGGGUGCGUCGGAUGGUGGUACAUCAGACUUCCAGGAGGGCGGUGGUGGCUCUGUGCCCGCGGGUGGCAGCUGUGGAGGCUCGUCUCUGGAGCAGCACAUCAGUAACGCGCGGGAAGCUCUGGGAGUGGAUUCAUACUACAGCAGAGCCUGUUCCAGCAGCGAGACGGAGAGCGAAGCUGGAGACCUUUUGGACCAGCAGUUUGAAGAACUCAAUAAUAAACUCAACUCAGUGACCGACCCGACCGGAUUCUUGAGGAUGGUUUCCAGAAACAACCUCUUCAACAGGAGCUGUCAGAGUAUGACGAGUCUCUUCAGUAACACGGUGUCUCCGGUGAAGGAGGGCUCCUCGUCUCUGCCGCGCCGCGCUAGUGCGCUCAGCAAACCCCCGCUACGAGCCCUUUACGACCUGCUCGUCGCCCCGAUGGAGGGGGGUCUGAUGCACUCCAGCGGUCCGGUCGGCAGACACAGACAGCUGGUUCUGGUUCUGGAGGGCGAGUUGUAUCUCAUCCCGUUUGCUCUGCUGAAGGGAAGCUCGUCUAAUGAGUAUCUGUACGAGCGGUUCAGUCUCAUCGCCGUACCGUCCAUCGGCAGUCUGGGGAGCACGGCUAAAGUGCACCCCCGGCGGACCGGUCCAGUUCUGUGUAAUGGAGGAAGCUCUAUGGCCGCAGUGGUGGGGAAUCCUCGGCUGCCGCCAUCGGUGAUGGACCGCUGGCUCUGGGGUCCGAUGCCCACGGCUGAGGAGGAGGCUCACAUGGUGGCUGAUCUCCUGGGCUGUCAGCCGCUGGCCGGUCCCACCGCCACCAAGGAGCGGGUCAUGAGUGCCCUGACGCAGGCCGAGUGCGCUCACUUCGCCACGCACAUCUCCUGGAAGCUGGCGGCUCUGGUCCUCACGCCCAGCCAGGACAGCGGCUCCGGACCGGUGGCAGCGGCUCCCAGCGGAGGAGCAGGAGGCGGAGAGAGCGGAGUCAAAUCCAACUACACCAUCCCAGAGAGUCUGCGCGUGCCGGAUGACGCCAGCGAUGCCGAAAGCAUCUGUGACAGCCCACCGCUGCAGGAGUUCCUGCUCACCGCAGCCGACAUCCUUGACCUCAGGCUGCCCACAAAACUAGUCGUGCUGGGCUCGUACCAGGAGUCGGACGGUAAAGUAACGGCGGACGGGGUGGUGGGUUUGACCAGGGCUUUCCUGGCGGCUGGAGCUCAGUGUGUGCUGGUGUCUCUGUGGCCGGUUCCCGUCGCAGCCUCUAAGAUGUUCAUCCAUGCGUUCUACAGCGCUCUGCUCAACGGCACCAAAGCCAGCGCGGCCCUCGCAGAUGCCAUGAAGACAGUCCAGAGCAGCAAACAGUUCUCUCACCCCUCCAACUGGGCAGGCUUCAUGCUGAUUGGCAGUGAUGUGAAACUGAACAGCCCGUCGUCUCUGAUUGGUCAGGCUCUGGCUGAGAUCCUGCAGUAUCCAGACAAAGGAGAAUAUAUAUCAUCUGUGUUUCUGUGGCUCCCCCAGGUGGAGAAAUCUCUCCAGCGCAUCCAGAAUGGCCAGAGGAACUCCAUGUACACGUCUCAGCAGAGUGUGGAGAAUAAGGUGGGCGGCGUGCCAGGCUGGCAGGCUCUGCUGACCGCGGUGGGAUUCAGGCUGGAUUCGGCUGGAACGGGCCUCCCUGCGGCGGUCUUCUUCCCCACCACUGACCCCGGAGACCGACUCCAGCAAUGCAGCACCACCCUACAGUCACUGCUGGGUUUGCCUCCUCCUGCUCUGCAGGCCUUGUGUAAACUGAUCACAGCGUCAGAAACCGGAGAACAGCUGAUCAACCGGGCUGUUAAAAAUGUAGUGGGAAUGCUCCAUCAGGUUUUGGUGCAGCUUCAGUCUGGAGAGAAGGAGCAGGAUUUCUCUCUCGCACCCAUCCAGGUGUCCAUCAGCGUGCAGCUCUGGAGACUUCCUGGCUGCCAUGAGUUCCUGGCCGCUCUGGGGUUUGACCUGUGUGAGGUCGGUCAGGAGGAGGUGGUGUUGAAGACGGGCAAACAGGCCAACCGUCGCACCAUGCACUUUGCCCUGCAGUCACUGCUGGCACUGUUUGACUCUACUGAGCUGCCGAAGCGUCUGAGUCUGGACAGUUCAUCGUCUCUGGAGUCUCUGGCCUCGGCACAGUCUGUGUCCCACCAGCUGCCUAUGGGUUACCCCAACCCUCCCUUCUCCCCUCCAUGCCCUGACAGCCUGGCCUCUGAUGCCAUCUCCGUCUACAGCCUGAGCUCCAUCGCCUCUUCCAUGAGCUUCCUAUCCCGUCCCGAAGGCGCGUCUGACUUCAUCAGCCAGCGCUCGCGGCAGCAGGAACUAGAGCGCCAUCGGGGCGGGGCCGGGCUGUUCGCAUCCCACCGGCACACGGCGGUGCCCCGCAGUCGCUCGUCCCCGCAUGGAGCCGUAGGAGGGCACGAUGAUGAAGAGUAUGAAGGAUACAGUAUAAUCAGCAGCGAGCCGUUAGGUAACCAAUGCGACACACUCCCUCGUCCCGCAAACCACAGGAACCAUCGGGGGGCUGCAUGCGGCGGGACCGGCAGGGGUUACGCGGUGACUGUGUCCUCUAGGGGAAGCGUCAGCACCCCGACGUCUCCGGUCAAAGCCACCCUGGUUCCCAGUCCCAACUCGCCCUUCCAGAAGGUCGGGAAGGUGAGCAGCUCCGACACGGGCGAAUCCGAUCAAUCCAGCACAGAGACAGACAGCACUGUGAAGUCCCAAGAGGAGCGUACGCCCGGAGCGGCUUUGGACCCACAAGAACUGGCACAGAAGAUCCUAGAAGAAACGCAAAGCCACAUGCGGGCCGUCGAGACUUUGCAGAGAAGCACUGGGAGCAUCCCACUGGGCGACGGGAUGGGCAGCGGAGGCCCCCCGACCCCAACCGGAGGGUCUGCUUUCCGUUCCUCGGAGACAAGCGCGUUCAGUCGCCCUAGUAGCCGGGCGAGCAUCAAGGCACAGUCGUCUCCGCUCCCGACGCGCCCCAAACCACCCUCUCGUACGUCAUCCCUACAGAAGGUCAGCUCGGGAUACAACAGCCCCGCUACGUCUGAGACGUCCCUAAAGGAAGGCAGCCAACCGUCGCCGACUUCCGACAGUCACGCCCAGUUUAAACUCAAGUAUCCCAGCUCGCCCUACAGCGGCCACAUCUCCCGCUCACCCAGCAACGUCUCACCCAGCUCAGGCCACCAGUCACCGGCCGGCAGCGCUCCCUCUCCGGCGUUGUCCUACUCCUCGACAGGCUCGACGCGCUCCAGUCCAGCGGAUGCUCCAGAUAUUGACCGACUCAAAUUGGCCGCUAUAGACGAAAAAGUUCAAGCGAUCCACAAUCUCAAGACCUUCUGGGCCAGCGCCACCCAACAGCAGCACUCGGGACCAAUGCGGGCGCUCCGCGGCGGGAAACUGAGCACCGCCAAACGAGAUGUCCUGGGCCUUCUGAACCUCUCGCCCCGACACAGUAUGACGGGACAGGAUACACAUGGCCAGGAUGUGGCGCUCGAGCACAGAAAUCCACCCAACGGCCAUCGCAAGAUCGAUCCCAAGAGAGUCGCACCUUCUCCGACGGCGUCCACCGGCAGCAGUCCAGGGUCGCAUCCCAUCCGACUGCCUUCGGGGAACGGAUACAAGUUCCUAUCGCCGGGACGGUUCUUCCCUUCAUCUAAAUGUUGAGAUUCUGUCCCUCAGUGACUGGCUUCUCUUGAUAAAGGAGUAUUUAGAGUAUUUAUGACUCUUGAAAACAGUGAAAAGGACAGUCUGGGCGAGGAAGUGCACAUUCCCAGAAGCCUCAAACUGCCUACUGUUUUAUUUUCCCGUGCAGAGAGCAUAUAAUCCUUAUGCUUCCACCUACACUGUAAAGGACCAUUUAUAUAUGCAGACUGAUCUUAGACUUGCGCAAGGCAUGUCAGACAAAAUAAAAAAAAGGAAAAAAAAAGAAGAGAUAAUACCAAAAUGGUAUUCCAACAAAAAGACAAAAAGGCUCGCUGUUUGUGUUAGUGAAGAUGAUGCGGCUUUGACUGGUUUUCUUUUUUUUUUUCCGUUUUUUUCUUUUUUUUUUUUUUUAAUAUAAUUAUUGUUAUUGUUAUUAUUAUUAUUAUGGAUGGUAAUUGUUAUUACAGUUAUUUGUUUUGUAAAUUAAAUCAACGUUUUGCAAUCAGUAUUAUACGUUUUUAUAUUGUUAAAGAAGCAAACCAUGCACACAAAAAGUUGAAAAAACAUUUUCAUAGUUUUAUUGAGAUGGUGACGAUGCACCUGACCUGACUUCUAUGUGAAUUGAGUGUCAGUAUUACAGCAUGGGUUCUCUUGCUCUCCAGUGAUUCAGUGUCUUUUUAACAGAGAUUUUGCAUAGGUGGACUCUCAUCCAGACAUAUCUCAGUCAUUUCUCAGUAAAAUGGUCUCAAUAAAAAGUUUAAUUUA
Cyprinus carpio (common carp) is the source of this 8397-nucleotide messenger RNA. Its product is annotated as tetratricopeptide repeat protein 28-like. Gene Ontology annotation, molecular function: protein binding. The record is from RefSeq and is a predicted model, not a curated record. Lineage: Eukaryota; Metazoa; Chordata; Actinopteri; Cypriniformes; Cyprinidae.